AUGGGGAGGAAGAAGAAUCCAAUGGAUGAUAUCCCAGGGAAAAUACCAUCCAAGAAGAUGAGUGGUGAGACCCAAGGAACAAAUCCUGAGUUAGGCGACACUAGCGGGGUGUGGGACUCUAGUCAAGGCUGCAUGGGAAUGGGCAAUGCCCCUCGUGUCCUUGAUUCUAAGGGUGUCUGCGAAAUGGGAGGUGAGGCACUAGAGGUCGACGCCCUAGGCAAGGGGAUCACCAACAAUGCUGGGGCCACGACCCAAGCAAUGGGUGACUCUAGCAAACUGCUGCGCAGUGCCAUCACGUUGACCUCGGGUGGCGCUAUUCUAGCUGUGAACACCCUAGGUGACGCCACUAUAUCUGCAAAGACUUCAGGAUGGACUCAAGGAAGAGACGCUAGUGAUGGAAAGGGUGACUCCUAUGGUGACCCCAGACAAGGCGACACCGGGCUAGGCAGCGCUAGCGCACUGGUCAAUGCCAGUGAGGCGCUGGGUGACGCUAGCCAGGCACGAAGCGAAAGUGGGAAGUGGGAAGUGGUCAGGCGACGGCGUCGACGUGGUGACUUUGAUGGGAACCUGAGACUGGGUGGAUCACUUUGUGGUAGUUUGGGUAUUGGGAGAGUGGACCCAUGCAUGGGGGAGACAGACUUGGGCACCAAGACCCCGCUUAGAGAGGUAGAUGUACCAAGUUGUGGAGGGGAUCGAGGUGCCCAAGCCAAUAGAGGUAAUACAGUGGAUGUUAGGUAG
Molecule: messenger RNA, 738 nt
Organism: Ilex paraguariensis (yerba mate)
Lineage: Eukaryota; Viridiplantae; Streptophyta; Magnoliopsida; Aquifoliales; Aquifoliaceae
Source: the annotation of a GenBank genome assembly